UAGUGUCUUCUUCUCUUGACUGCUGCUGUUCCUGGUCGUCCUCUGCUCCUCGUCUCCACCGAGUGCUCCCUUCCUCCCGUCUCAGUCUCCCCCAUUUCGCUGCCAACCUCCGAGCUCGCCUCUGCCACUGCCAGAGCCCUUCUUAGCACCAUUGGCGAGGGGAGAAGGCCGGUGGAUUUUUUGGGGUGGCUGUGGAACAUCAAGAACACUGGAGUUCCGGAUCCGUCAGAGCACGAUGCUGUACUGAAUCAACUGAUCUGCUGAGCCAGAAUAGAUUCGCCGUGAAAAGUUACUGUCGCCACUGGCUGCGGUCACCACUGACGCCCCUUACUUCAUCCAUCGGUCAAACCAAUAAUUCCACACAAACGCUCAACUAAUGGAGACGACGGCACUGAGUGUUGGAAAGUCCGUGCUGAGUGGAGCGCUUAGCUAUGCCACAUCUGCCCUGGCGGAGGAGGUGGCCCUGCAGCUCGGAGUCCGGCGUGACCAGGUCUUCAUCACCAAUGAGCUCGAGAUGAUGCAGGCUUUCCUUGAGUCCGCUCAUGACGAGGGAGAUGGCAACAGGGUGGUCAAGGUGUGGGUGAAGCAAGUCCGCGACGUGGCCUACGACGUCGAGGACACCCUCCAAGAGUUCGCCGUGCGCCUCGAGAAGCAGUCUUGGUGGCGUAUCCGUCGCAACCUACUCGGCCGGUGCCAUGUGGCAAAGCAGAUGAAGGAGCUCAGAGCCAAUGUUGAGGAUGUCAGCCAGAGAAACAUGCGCUACAAUCUCAUCAAGGGCUCUGGAUCCAAGGCCGCCAUGGCUGCAGAGCAGUCUAGCAUUACUUCUGCAGCACUAUUUGGUAUUAAUGAAGCAAGGCACAUGGCAAGGCAAGAGAAAUCCAAACUGGAUAUUUUUCAGCUGGUCAACCAGAAGGAGAAUGGCCUGAGGGUGAUUGCGGUGUGGGGAACAAUUGCUGAUCUAGGGCAGAUAUCCAUUGUCCGAGGAGUCUAUGAGAAUCCAGAUACUAAAGGCAAGUUCCCGUGCCGAGCCUGGGUGAGGCUGAUGCAUCCUUUUAAUCCCAAAGACUUCAUUCAGAGUAUGGUGGAGCAAUUUCACAUGGGUGUAGGGGCUAAAGCUCUACUGGGAGAAGAGAAGACGGCACAAGAGCUUGCUGAGAAGUUUGAUGAGUGCGUCAGUGGGAGGAGGUAUCUGAUCGUGAUUAAUGACUUAAACACCAUUGAGGUGUGGGAUCGGGUUAUAAGUUGCUUCCCAAAUAACAACUUGGGGAGCAGGAUCAUAGUGUCCACUGCUCAAGUAGAAGUUGCAAGCUUAUGUGCAGGGCAAGAAAGCAUAGUAUCAUAUCUCAAGCAAUCGUUUGGUGAUGAAAAUAUUUAUGCUUUCCAUGAGAAGGUCUCUCAAGAUGGAACAGAUUUAACUAAAACGGAGUCAAGCUCAAACCGUGCCAUUACCAGUUCAGAUACCAACCAGAUGGUGCCCACUGGUGAAAUAUCAGAAGACCAGUCCAAGGGUGCAGAUGGGAAAAAUACAUUAAAAAAGAGCUUCACCCGCAUUCGGACGAUGGCGACUGCUUUGGAGGAAUCUCACCUUGUUGGGCGACAGAAAGAAAAAGUUGAGAUUAUGAAACUAAUUUCAGAUCAACCUACCCAAGAAUUCCAGGUGAUCACUGUGUGGGGAAUGGGCGGUUUGGGAAAAACCACUCUAGUGAAAGAUAUAUAUCAAAACCAAGAACUUAGUGCCAUGUUUGAGAAGCGUGCUUGCGUGACUGUUAUGCGUCCUUUCAAUCUUGAAGGUCUUCUUAGGAGCUUAAUUAUGCAACUAGAUAGAGAAUCUUCUGAAAAGAAGGACACGGUGGGUUUGCUGAGCAACAAGACCACAUUGUUAUUGAUGCCACUUGCAGAAUUGAUGAAGGAGCUGGCAAGGUUUUGUGAAAGAAAGAGGUGCUUAAUUAUUGUUGAUGAUGUAUCAUCUAAUGCAGAGUGGAACAUGAUGAUACCAAUUUUCCAUGGAAUGGAAUAUACAAGCCGGAUCAUUGUCACCACAAGGGAAGAAAGUAUUGCUAAACUUUGUUCAGGGAGACAAGAAAACAUAUAUAUGCUCAAAGAUCUAGAACACAGUGAUGCAUGUGACCUAUUCACUAAAAAGGUAUUCAAGAAGACUAUAGAUUUGAAUAUGCAAUAUCCUGAACUAGUUGAACAGGCAGAACUUAUAGUGAGGAAGUGCAGCCGACUCCCACUUGCAAUAGUCACCAUAGGUGGCUUCUUGUCAAACCAACCAAAAACCUGUUUGGAAUGGAGGAAAUUGAAUGACCAUCUCAGCGCGGAGUUGGAGUUGAAUCCAGAGCUUGGGACCAUAAGAACUGUCCUUAUGAGAAGUUAUGAUGGUUUACCUUAUCACCUCAAGUCUUGUUUCUUAUAUAUGCCCAUCUUUCCUGAAGAUUACAAGGUUGGACGUGGACGAUUGGCACGUCGAUGGAGUGCAGAGGGUUACUCAAGGGAGGUGCACAGCAGGCCUGCGGAAGAAAUAGCGGAUAACUACUUCAUGGAACUUAUUAGCAGGAGUAUGAUCCUACCAUCUCAACAAUCAAUUCAUAAUAUAAAAGGAAUUGAUUCCUGCCAAGUCCAUGAUCUUAUCCGUGAAAUUGGUGUCUCAAAGUCAAUGGAAGAAAAUCUUGUUUUUACACUGGAGGAAGGAUGUAUCUCAAACAGCCAGGUCAUGGUACGCCACCUGUCUAUAAGCAGCAACUGGAAGGGAAAUAAGAGUGAGUUUGAGAGCAUAGUGGACAUGUCCCGUUUACGGUCAAUUACAUGCUUCGGAGAGUGGAAGUCAUUUUUCAUUUCUCAUAGGAUGAGGUUUGUACGAGUGUUGGACCUGGAAGACACAACAUGUCUACUUGAUCAUCAGCUUAAGAAUAUUGGAAAGCUUCUUCACCUAAGAUAUCUUUCUUUAAGAGGAUGUGGGGAUAUUUCCCACCUUUCAGAUUCGUUGGGUGACCUGAGACAGCUUGAGACACUAGACAUUAGAGGUACCAACAUAAUGGUCCUGCCAAAGACCAUCAUCAAGCUUCGGAAGCUAAAUUAUCUUCGUGCUGGGAUAAUACCGGAAAAUGAGAGUGUCUCGUGGGAAGAAUAUGCUGAUGACUUUCCUCAGGUAAUGAAGAACCGGCCAUGCACUUCAUUUGUUUGGAUGAUGAUGUGUUGUGUUGGGUGUUGUGCACUUGAGACUAUUUAUGGGAAUGGUGUGAGCCACCGUGAUCUAUGUGAACAUUUUUGCUACCUCAUACUCCCUUUAAUUGCGAUGGGCCUAGACCAGCAUGGUGUUCUAGUGCCAAGAGGGAUGAGGAAACUGAAAGCCCUGCGCACACUAGGUGUUGUAAACAUUGGGCGACGUGGGAAAAUUAUUCUGCAAGACAUAAAAGAGCUGACCCAUCUAUGCAAGUUGGGAGUGACUGGUGUCAAUAAGGAAAAUGGCCAAGAGUUGUGCUCGGCAAUUGUUGGCAUGAGUCACCUGGCAUCAUUAUCAAUCCGGUCAGAGGGGGAGCCAGGUUUAUGUGGCUGCUUGGAGGGAAAGUUCUCGUUUCCAGUGACACUGCAGAGCCUCAAGCUCUACGGCAACCUGGUCAGACUGCCAGAAUGGGUCCAGGGGCUCAAGAAUCUGGUGAAGCUGAAGCUGCGGAGCACCAUGUUAUCAGAGGACAAUGAGGCAAUGCAAGUCCUUGGUAAUCUUCCAAACCUGGGCUCCUUGCAUCUGUUGAGGGGAUCAAUCUGUGAGGAUAAAGUGUUCUGUUUCCGUCAGGGGGCAUUCCAAAGCCUGGUGUUUCUGGAACUUAGUGGCUAUAUAUCUGUGAAGUUUGAACAAGAAGCAAUCCCUACGCUUGAGAUGCUCAAGUUGUUUUGCAUGGAAGUCAACGGCAAUUCCCUUUCGGGGCUACCAACUAUCGCGAGCCUCAAGGAAGUUGUGCUGGAAGGUUACUACAAUUACUCCGAACUGGCAUACCUGAGGGCCGAGCUUGCCGAGAAUCCAAACCGACCCGUCCUGAAGAGGGUCUGAUCUCAAUCCAGAGUUAAGUUAUUCUGGGAGUAUUGUUAUUUCGAGGCCAAGCUGGGAGCUCUGUUGUAGUAUUUUCCCUGUUGUCCAUUUGCUUGUAGUACUACCAGUUCAAGUAAACAGUACAGUUAUAAUUUGGACACCAGUGUGUUUAAAUCGCUCCAGCAUGUAGUACUGUUUACUGUUUUAUUAGUAUGUACUGAUCUUGGAGGAUCCUGUCAA
Messenger RNA from Triticum aestivum (bread wheat), 4267 nucleotides. Its product is annotated as disease resistance protein Pik-2. Gene Ontology annotation, biological process: defense response to other organism. The transcript has 6 exons. The record is from RefSeq and is a predicted model, not a curated record. NCBI's taxonomy places the organism in Eukaryota, Viridiplantae, Streptophyta, Magnoliopsida, Poales, Poaceae. Gene Ontology annotation, molecular function: ADP binding. The coding region runs from base 377 to 4048 and encodes 1223 amino acids.